Messenger RNA from Caenorhabditis remanei, 1386 nucleotides. RefSeq lists its product as uncharacterized. The coding region runs from base 1 to 1386 and encodes 461 amino acids. The record is from RefSeq and is a predicted model, not a curated record. The transcript is spliced from 6 exons. NCBI's taxonomy places the organism in Eukaryota, Metazoa, Nematoda, Chromadorea, Rhabditida, Rhabditidae.
AUGAAUGGCGUCCAAAUAACCAUCAGAAGCCUGAAAACCAGUGCAAAAUCAAACGGAUGGGUACACAAAUGGUCUCGAUUCAAAAGAUGGCAGGAAAUGCACGCGGCGCACGCUGAAAAUGUGCAGGAAAAGCAGCGGAAUCAGAAUUUUAUCAAAUUACCCACAGGGUUGUAUAUUACACCGGAACGGCCCGAUGAUUUAACCCCCAAAAAAGCUCCCGCCGACAUGACAAGAAAGGAUACUGGCCAAUUACCGAUGGAAUUACUCACUUGGCACACUCAAAUGCGAUAUGUGGACCAUUCCAUCGAUAAUAUCAGAAGAUAUCGUAGAUAUAAGAAUUUUCAGCAUAUGCAAUAUGAUCAGAGGGUAAUCCCAGAACGUCUUCUAUUUCUUGGCGCUGACCUAGCGGCCGCCCAUUUUUUGGUCCAUAGAGGCGCCGCUGUGAAGUUUGUCGGAGAUGAUAACUGGUAUAAGAAGGAUAAGUGGAAUAAUUACAGUCUCCCCGGUCGAAAAGUGGACAAUCUUUUUAUCGAGGCAAUCGACGCGUCGGGAACUCAAAUAAUGUUUGAAGGACUCGAAAAUCUCGAAAAUCUCCAACAUUUACGUCUUCUUCGUCUCGCGAAUUGCGAAUGGAUCGAUGAUUGGAGUGUCGGACGAAUCGGAGGGCUCCUUCCCAAUCUGGAAAUGCUCGAUUUGUCCGGAUGUCCGCGAAUCUCAUCAAAGGGCCUUAUGGGAUUGAAAAAUUCGAAAAAACUGAAAUUUUUGAGGCUAGAAGGGCUAGAAGACGUCAAAAAUCUGGGGAAAUCUGCGUUGAUUCUGGAGGAAUUGAUACCGAGUCUUACUGUAAUCGGAAUGGAUUAUGAACACGCUUUCAGACAAAUUGAGGCUGAAAAUCGAUUGUUAGAACAGGAGAGAGUGGUGAUCGAUGGGCGGGGAAAUGCGUUUGUGGAGGAUGACAACGCGCGACUUUUUAUGGUGAUGUCGUCGUCGGAUUCUGGAGAGAAAGCUGUCACAGAUGACAAUGAUAAUCCGAUUAUGACGUCUACAGUGAGAAGAGAAAUCCCGAAAAUGUCGGAUCAAGAAUUCGAGGAGAUCAACGCGUUAAGCGGCGGAAAACUUCGACAUUUGUUAGUCGGAUCGCCCAGUGGAUACGAGUGGAAUGAGACUACAGAAAAGAUUCUGGAGCACGAAGCGUCGCUGAAUCUCGCCGAUGACGUCAUCACCGACCCGAAAAUGUUGCCACGCGGCCAGCGACCGGAAUUCGUGGCGCCCGAGUACCGUAGUCGGUUGGACGAGGCGAAAAUGAAAUUUUUUGAGGAAUUUGGAGAUUUUGAAGAGAAAAAAACGGAAAAAAUCGAAGAUAAUCGAAGAAAAUCACUUUUGUAG